Molecule: messenger RNA, 2008 nt
Organism: Camelina sativa (false flax)
Lineage: Eukaryota; Viridiplantae; Streptophyta; Magnoliopsida; Brassicales; Brassicaceae
Source: RefSeq, a predicted model, not a curated record
AAUAGCUUGUGAGCAAAGUGGGUUGCUCCAAAUGCUGCAACCUCAUCAUAACUUGAAAAAGGUUAGCAUAAACUCGUAUGGGGGUGCAACAUUUCCUAAGUGGUUGGGUCAUACUUCAUUCACCAGCAUGACCUCUGUCUCUUUGACAAGCUGCAGUCUCUGUAUAUUGCUGCCGUCACUGGGACAGCUACCAAAACUAAAGUACCUUAGCAUUGAGAAAUUCAAGAUACUGCAGAAGGUUGGUCUAGAGUUUUUCUACGGUGAGAACGACAAUGUCUCGACCCUAGAACCAUUUCCAUGCCUUGAGGAUCUAAGUUUCUACGACAUGCCAAGAUGGGAAGAAUGGCGUUUUCCUGAACUAGAAGGUCGGAUCUUUCCACGCCUUGAUAAACUGACCAUUAAAAGUUGCCCCAGACUCACAAAAAAUUUCUUGAAGGGGCUUCCAGAUUCCACUAAAGUUGACUACGGCAAAAUUUCAGAACCAUAUUUGCCUAGAAACGAAGAGCUGCAUAAAGAAAACAAGGAGCUAUGUAGGCCAGAACCUGAAAGCUCAUCACGGAACAAUGAAGAUAUUUUUGGAACCUCGUCUAGUGAUGCUGCUGCUAGCACUCAUGGGAAAAGGAUGCCUCAGGUAGACGAAGAUGAAACUGGUUUUGAGAGUAUUAAAGUGACAAAAGUUCCGCAGCUCAAAAAAGUUUCUGCAAGUAUAAAAAGACUACAUAUUGAAGGAUGCCUCAGAGAAAAAUAUCUACCAGAGAGCUUGUUGCAAGAUUGUCCCAGUCUCCAAGAACUUUUAGUCGUUAGUUGCCAUUCCCUGGAGGCUUUGCCUGGAGAAUACCCUUCCACCACUUUGAAAACCCUGUAUAUAAGAGAUUGCAUGAAGUUGGAAUUUUUAGAAACUGUGCAAACAAAUCUCAUAUUCCCACAGCUCGAGGAUCUCUUCAUAGACAGUAGUUGCAGCAAUCUCCAGAAAUUCCGGUUUGCUAGUUUCCAGAAUCUCAGAAGCCUUUCAUUAAGACACUGUGAGAAACUGAUUGGUUUCACCGUGGCUGGUUUAGCUCUUGAGUCCUUAGAGAUUAUGGAUUGCCCGAUGCUGAAACUUUUCCCUAGCGGACUGGGAACCUUGAAACUCACGUCACUGUUAAUCUCGAAUUGUGGGAAUCUCAAAAAACUGCCUCCAGAUUUGAAGGAGUUCACUUCUCUUCUUUCCAUCCAUAUAAACGAGUGUCCUGAAGUUCAGCACGUUGUGUUCUAUGCUUCGGGAACUUACUACGGUUUCCCGAAAAGUCUUCAAACGCUUUGCAUCAAUUUCUGCACAAAGCUCAGACCUAUGGCGUGGGAAUUGAAUAACCUUCCUAACUUGCGUGAUGUUCAGAUCAAGGGAGGAAAUGAUGACGUUGAAUCUUUCCCACCAGAUGAAAACCUUAACCUCCUGCCUUGGGGUCUUAACUCUCUACGGAUAAGCGAAUUCAAGAAUCUCCGGACUUUGAAUAACAAAGCACUUAGAGCGUUAAGGAUUCUAAGGAUGCUAGAAAUCAGCGGAUGUGAUAAGUUAGCAUCACUACCAGAUGAAGGCUUUCCUUCCUCCCUGUCUCUCCUGCGCAUAAAUGGUUGUCCUAUACUGAAAGAAAAGAUAUUCAGAAAAAAAUUUGAAUGGUUCAAGAUCAAGCAUAUCCAGCGGGUGGUGAUUGAUGGUGAAGAACUCAUGCGUUGAAGGAAGAAAACUAACCUCAGAUUGAAGGAAGCUGGAAAAAAAGCUUCAAGCCGAGCUGGAGGUACGUUGAAGUUUAAGAGAACAUCUAUAUUGCAAAGAGACACUGCAGGCAAUGACAGAGUGAAUAUUUGACACAUUCAUAUUUUCCCACUGUGUUUUAAGGAAAACUUUAUGCAGUCAAUUUCCAUUGCAUCGUACCACUUUGUUUUCGUGAGGAAGAUGGUGAUAGUACAACACUGGGGACCUGAUUUGAUAUACACAACAUUGUAAUUUCAUUAUGGUAACAUCUUUUGA